Messenger RNA from Podarcis muralis (Common wall lizard), 4342 nucleotides. It is a transcript of the gene GNAO1, whose product is annotated as G protein subunit alpha o1. Lineage: Eukaryota; Metazoa; Chordata; Lepidosauria; Squamata; Lacertidae. Gene Ontology annotation, cellular component: heterotrimeric G-protein complex; cytoplasm. Gene Ontology annotation, molecular function: G-protein beta/gamma-subunit complex binding; G protein-coupled serotonin receptor binding; GTPase activity. The record is from RefSeq and is a predicted model, not a curated record. Gene Ontology annotation, biological process: adenylate cyclase-modulating G protein-coupled receptor signaling pathway; G protein-coupled dopamine receptor signaling pathway.
CCUUUCUGCAUUUCUUGCCAUUAGGAUCGGCUGAGCGAUGCGAUCGCUCGCAGCCAUCGCCGCCGCCGCCCAUUAGAGACCCCCAGGUUCGGGGGAGGGAGGAGAGGAAGACUCGCCAGGAGGAAGGAAGCGCCUCGCCCCGAGAGCCGUCCAGGCAGCAGCCCAGCGACGAAGGCAGGCAUCCCGCCGGCGACACAGCCGCCCAGAGGGGAAAGGGCUCGGCUCUCGCUCCGACGCCAGAAGCAGCAGCAGCAGCCCCAGCGCGCUCGCCACCCGCCCGCCCGCUGCCGCGUCCCCCAAGAGGCCGCCCAGCUCCAGACCAAGGAAGGGGGCGCCCAGAGCCCAUCGCGCCCUGCUCCUUCUCCCAUCGCAAGAGAUCUCCCUCGUCUCCUUCCAGCGCACCCCCUCCCAGCAGCGCCUGCCAGCCCCCGGAAGGCUCGGCUCUCAUUUAGAUGCAUUGAUUUGCUGGGGCUACGGAGACGCAGAGCCGGGAAGGAAGAAGGAGAAGAGCGAGGGGGCAGCCAGCCAGAAAGAGAGAGAGAGAAUCUGUAUUAUAUUCCCCCUGGUGCUUCAUUUUAAUUUAUUUUUGACAUCUAAGCAAAGGUCUACAUCCCCACCCCUCCUCUUCCUAUCUUGCUUUUCUGCUGCGUUGGUGGUUGUGUUUUGAUUUUUGUUUCCCCUCCCGUUUUUCCUCCUUGGAGUGUCUGAUAAAAAGGGGGGGUUGGGGGGACCGAGAGAAGUGUCCGCCAGCCCGGGAGAACACAUUUCCCGGCCACCAUGGGAUGUACACUGAGCGCCGAAGAAAGAGCCGCCUUGGAGAGGAGCAAGGCGAUCGAGAAGAACCUCAAGGAGGACGGCAUCAGCGCGGCCAAAGAUGUGAAGCUGCUCUUGCUAGGGGCUGGGGAAUCCGGGAAAAGCACCAUCGUGAAGCAGAUGAAGAUCAUCCACGAAGAUGGCUUCUCUGGUGAAGAUGUGAAGCAGUACAAGCCUGUGGUCUAUAGCAACACUAUCCAGUCACUGGCAGCCAUUGUCCGUGCAAUGGACACUUUGGGCGUGGAAUAUGGAGACAAGGAGAGAAGGGCUGAUGCAAAGAUGGUUUGUGACGUUGUCAGUCGGAUGGAGGACACAGAGCCCUUCUCUCCAGAACUCCUUUCAGCAAUGAUGAGACUUUGGGCAGACUCUGGCCUCCAAGAAUGCUUCAACCGGUCCCGAGAAUAUCAGCUCAACGACUCUGCUCAGUACUACCUAGACAGCUUAGAUCGAAUCGGAGGUGCUGACUACCAGCCUACAGAGCAAGACAUCCUUCGAACCAGGGUCAAAACAACUGGCAUUGUAGAAACCCAUUUCACGUUCAAAAACCUCCACUUCCGGCUGUUUGAUGUUGGAGGUCAGAGGUCAGAACGUAAGAAAUGGAUCCACUGUUUUGAGGAUGUCACAGCAAUCAUUUUCUGUGUCGCGCUGAGCGGGUAUGACCAAGUACUCCAUGAAGAUGAAACUACGAACCGCAUGCAUGAGUCUCUAAUGCUCUUCGAUUCCAUCUGUAACAACAAAUUCUUCAUUGACACCUCCAUCAUUCUCUUCCUCAACAAGAAAGACCUGUUUGGUGAGAAGAUCAAGAAAUCACCUCUGACCAUCUGCUUCCCUGAAUAUACAGGUCCCAACACAUAUGAAGAUGCUGCAGCCUAUAUCCAAGCACAAUUUGAAAGCAAAAACCGCUCGCCCAACAAGGAGAUUUACUGUCACAUGACAUGUGCGACAGACACGGGUAACAUCCAGGUGGUAUUCGAUGCCGUCACCGACAUCAUCAUUGCCAACAACCUCCGAGGCUGCGGCUUAUACUGACCCCUCUCCCUUUUCUCCAUCCCAUCCUGUAUAGCAAGCAACUUAUUUGGAAACAAUCACAGCGAGAGGAAAAUAAAAUAAAAUAUUUGAAAAAAAAAGGCAAAACAAAAUAUGAGUCUCUCUCACACACACACAUGCAAACACAAACACAAUAAUAAUAAUAAUAUUAAUAAUGAUGAUGAAUCAUGCAAGUUGGUAAAUAAAAAGGCAUAAUGAAAAUUUUUAUAUAAAAACAUUUUUCCUUUUCCUUUUAUUUAUUUAUUUUAGUUUGCCUCAGAAGAGUACUGGGUAGCACUGAUGCCCCUGACAUCACCUUAAAAUCCUUCCUUUCUGCUAAAGUAACGUUGCCUGCAAGCCUAUACCUGUUGACUUGGGAGUAAGCCCCCAUUGAAAGCAGCAGGACUUACCUCUGAGUAGACAUGCAUCGGAUUGCAGUAGUCAUGGCAGGUAAUUCAUUGCAAAAGAUGCUUUUGGAAAACAACAAGAAAGAAAAAAGACCAUACUCUGAAUUUUUCUAAACUCGCCGUCCACAUAGCAUAAGAUACUACGUGAGUUUUAAAAGGAAUCAACUUUCUUAAAAAAAGAAAAGAAAAAAGUGGUAAUAUUAUUUUUUUAAGACUCCUUUGUGCAUAGGGUGCUUUAGGGUAUGAGCGGGGAAGGAUGGCUUCCCCUGCCCAGUUCCUGUGGAUUUUUAAAAAAGAUUUACCACCAUCUAAGUUGCUGCUGCAAUGCAUCAUUUGCCACAGGGCCGCUGAGCUUUCAGGGAUCCUCAGUUCCGUUCAGCUAUGGAGUAGUUAAAACCUAUUAAAAGGGGGGAAAUUGAGGGGGAGCUUGCAGGGAGAAAGAAACAGAAUAGGGUUAGAAUAGAGGUGACAGGCCAGCACCCUUCGUUGACCAUGUUUAUAUAUAUAAUCCUUCAGGAGUAUAAAGAAAGGGGCUGCUUCUGUCUCUGCUUCUUUAAACCAGCAUGGGAGACUGGCAAAGGGAAUUUCUAUCAGCAAUUUGAAAGUUGUACCUGAGAUAGCAUCCCUCCUACGCCCCGCAGGUCAGGUGGAAGAAUUCCCCCUCUCUCACAAACAGUCCGUGCUCAAGCUCUUUAUGUAGGAGAGAUGGUGGGGAGAACAUCCCCCAUCCUUUAUCGCAAUUUAAGUACAGCUUUUAUUUGGAUGAUUACUCCUUUUCUAAUAUAUUUGAUUCUGGGUCUCCGUGCUCCCAUCCACCCAAUAUUUAUGUUCAGACCAGGCCUCCUGUGGGCCCUCCCUCCCCCAACUCUCCAUUUCUGAUUCUCCAGCGCGGAUCCUCUUCACUAGUAGCAUGAACUUUGAGCCUUUAUAUAAAGACACGCAGCCUUCCAUAUCGCCUCGGUGUCUGAUGUCCUGAAUUUUUGGAAUGGUGGCUGUGCACUUCUGUAGGUUUGCUGUGUAAAACCUGGUUUUAGACUAGUCUUUACAUUUAGAACCUAAGACAAACAAAAAGAGAAUUUUUUAAUGAUGAUGAUGAAAGGGUAAAGAAGAGAAAUUAAAGAUUUGACUUCCUUACGGAUUUUGUUCAGAAAGGAAAGAACAGAAAGGUCUCUCCCUACCCCCGAUUCCCCUCUUGCUUUAUUUAAAACACACACACAAAACACAGAGAUCUAUAAAUACACACACACACACACACACACACAAUGGCAUUGUGAACCCAUUCUAAGAGAGACAUUUUCUAUUGGACUUGGUUCCGGUUGCUUGUUGGCACUGGUAGGGUGAAACCUUUGAGCAAGCAGAAGUCUGACCCAUACAAACCGCCAUCUUAAAUCUUGGCAGAUUCUAAUGGCCAUUAAGACGCAGACCCCAACGACCUUUCAUAUAGAGGGUUGCCAGCUAUUGGGGAUCAGCCAAGAAAGUUCAGGAAUGGCUUGCCGAGCCAACAAGGCACCCUACAUCUGUGGGAAAUGCAGCAAAAUAAAAAAUAAAAUAAAACGGAGGAGUUAUGGGCCUCCCAGUUUCCCUCUCCCGUUCUACUAUUACAGGUGCUGCUUUUUGCUCAGGGGGGAUGGGAUAAUGGAGGCAAGUCCCUUCCUUUGCCCUUGCAUCUCACUCACCUUAGCCAUGACCUUGUAGGUGGUAACAUUUAGGUGCAAAAAGAUUGUCAGCAACAGAAUCCCAGUGGGAAUUGUUAGUGGCUCUUUGUAUUUUAAUCGUUGCUGUACUAAUUGUUGCCCGCUCCAGGAAAGCGUUCUCUCCCCAAAAGCCUCUUGUCUACACGAUGAUCCGACACACCUGCCUUCAGAGUGGGCCAGGCAAGCAGAGAGGGAUGUCUCUUUAACUUUCUCGUUUAAUAAUGAUUCACUGUUCUGAAUUGUCUCGUUCACUCUCUGGAUUUGUAUUUUUAAAAAUAAUAAUAAUAAGCACAGCUGUCUUUGGCCUCCCUAAAUGCUCUUGUCUUUGACUUUUUUCCCUUCUGAAUGACACUGUGUUAUGCAUUACCAAUGUCCUUUCCUUUUUCUGUUUAAUUUUUUUUU